CAGCAACAACAACAACAACCGCCAAUUCACCGGUGGGUUUAUAACUGGGACGAUUCGCUGGUUUUCCAGUGCUUUGACUACCACAACAAACAAGAUACAAUGUCCGGUGGUAAAGGAAAAGCAGGAACUUCAGAAAAAGCAUCAACUUCCAGAUCAGCCAAAGCUGGUUUGACUUUCCCAGUUGGUAGAGUUCACAGGUUAUUAAGAAAAGGGAACUAUGCUCAAAGGGUUGGUUCUGGUGCUCCAGUAUACAUGACUUCGGUUUUGGAAUAUUUAGCUGCAGAAAUCUUGGAAUUGGCCGGUAACGCUGCCAGAGAUAACAAGAAGUCCAGAAUCAUUCCAAGACACUUACAAUUGGCUAUUAGAAAUGAUGAAGAAUUAAAUAAGUUAUUGGGUCAUGUCACCAUUGCUCAAGGGGGUGUUUUACCAAACAUCCACCAAAACUUAUUACCUAAGAAAUCAGGUAAAGCCACCAAAGGUUCUCAAGAAUUAUAG
Molecule: messenger RNA, 495 nt
Organism: Hyphopichia burtonii NRRL Y-1933
Lineage: Eukaryota; Fungi; Ascomycota; Pichiomycetes; Serinales; Debaryomycetaceae
Gene: HTA1
Product: Hta1p
Exons: 1
Coding region: 100-495 (131 amino acids)
Cellular component (GO): nucleosome
Molecular function (GO): protein heterodimerization activity; DNA binding; structural constituent of chromatin
Source: RefSeq, a predicted model, not a curated record